Molecule: messenger RNA, 1016 nt
Organism: Vicia villosa (hairy vetch)
Lineage: Eukaryota; Viridiplantae; Streptophyta; Magnoliopsida; Fabales; Fabaceae
Product: homologous-pairing protein 2 homolog
Exons: 6
Coding region: 135-815 (226 amino acids)
Biological process (GO): meiotic strand invasion involved in reciprocal meiotic recombination; homologous chromosome pairing at meiosis; meiotic joint molecule formation
Cellular component (GO): DNA recombinase auxiliary factor complex; condensed nuclear chromosome
Molecular function (GO): recombinase activator activity; double-stranded DNA binding
Source: RefSeq, a predicted model, not a curated record
UAUCGACUUUUUUCUGCCUUCAUUAACCGGAUGAAGCGACGUCGUAGAAGGUCAUCAUUUCCUUGUCAAUUUGGUGUAAACAAAACAAAAGAGGGUUUCAGAAUUUUCCCGCUCAAUUUCUCUCGAUCUCAGCAAUGGCUCCGAAAUCCGAUAGCGCAGAAGCGAUCGUGUUGAACUUCGUCAACGAGCAAAAUCGGCCACUGAAUACGCAAAACGUAGCGGAUGCAUUGCAAAAGUUCAACCUGAAGAAGACCGCGAUUCAGAAAGCUUUGGACAAUCUUGCUGACGGAGGGAAAAUUUCGUUCAAGGAGUAUGGUAAGCAGAAGAUAUACGUUGCUCGACAAGAUCAAUUUGAAAUUCCGAAUAAUGACGAGCUCACUCAGAUGAAGGAACAGAAUGCCAAUCUGCAAAAGCAGCUUGAAGAUCAGAAGAAGGCUACUAGCGAGGUCGAAGCAGAAAUUAAGUCGCUGCAAUCAAAUUUAACACUGGAACAGAUCUGUGAAAAAGAAGUGGAUCUGAGAAUGGAGGUUCAAGAAUUGGAGAAUAAGUUGAACAAGUUACGCGGAGGUGUUACUUUGGUGAAGCCAGAAGAACGCGAGUUAGUUGAAAAAAUGUUGUCGGAGAAAAUAAGUCAGUGGAGGAAGCGCAAAAGAAUGUUCAGGGAUUUAUGGGACACCCUCACUGAGAACUCACCUAAGGAUCCCAAAGAAUUUAAGGAGGAACUUGGAAUAGAAAAUGAUGAAGAUGUUGGGGUUAGUUUGCAGUCAUACAGUGACCUGAUCCCUCAAGGUAGGAAACGGCCGAGGGGACAGUGAUAUAUUUAUUGAAACUCUGAAGUCUGUCGUUCUUAAUCAAUAACAUAGGUAUAUAGAUUAUUUGGAGUUCUGAUAUUACUGAACAUGAAUGCAAAUUACAUAGCCCGUGUAAUUAAGUCUUUACAAUUUAGAGUCGGUUUUCAGGGUUUAAAACACUUUUUCGUUAUAAACGUAAUUCACUAUAGCACAGUCUUAGUUCAA